AUGCCGGAAACUCUGAUGUCGUUUGCGGCCGCGGCCCCUCACGGAAAGCUGAAUGUCCACGCAGAUCAGCAGCUGGAAGACCCUCUGGCCCGCGUUCUGGCCAAGAUAUCCACUUUGGAGAAGACGAAACUGCUGCAGCAAAUUCUGAAUCGGCUGCCACCCAGCGCCGAUCCAGCCGCGGGCCGCCCCGGCCGCGACUCUGCGAAUUCAGCCCAAACUCGAAAUGCCUAUUUGGCAGCACUGAGGGCCAUCAGCAGCAAAGCAUGCAGCGCAGCAGCAGAGGACAGCAGCAGCAGCAGCAGCAGCAGCAGCAGCAGCAGCAGCAGCAGCAAUGCAAAGGCUGCGCCGCAGCCCUCUGCUGCUUCUCUUUCCAAGUCUCUCUGGGGCAAACAGGAACUUGCAAAAGAGGCCGGAGAAGUUGAAUUGAGUAAAGACAGAAGCAAAACGGAAAAAGGCGAGUUGCUGCUGCAUUUAAUCCUUUUGCCUUUCAAAAACUCCGAAAUGGAACUCCAGCAGCAGAAGCAGCAGCAGCAGGAGCAGCAGCAGCAGCAGCAGCAGCAGCAGCAGCAGCAGCAGAGCCUGAGCCGCCGCAAAACCAACGAAGGGCUUCUCCUGCCCUUCGGGUUUCUCCCGCAGUUCUUCAGUGAGUUUCUCUUGAAUGCUGCACUCCACAGUUUUGCUUCCAACUCCUUCCCUUUGCUGCUGCAGCAGCAGCAGCAGCAGCAGCAGCAGCGCAGCACAGACGCCGCCGCCGUGCUGCUGGCUGGCGCUGAAGCGGCAGCGGCUGACGCAGCACCGCUCAUUCAGGUGUACGCGCAGCUGCAGCAGCGCCCGGCGCAGCGCCCCACAAACCCGCAGCAGCAGCAGCAGCAGCAGCAGCAGCAGCAGCAGCAGCAGCAGCAGCAGCAGCAGCAGCGGGGGAAAGCGACGGAGAUUGCUGCAAUAUUUUUGGCGGAGAUAGCGCAGCGGCGGGAGUGCCGGAAAGACGCUCAGCAGCAGCAGCAGCAGCAGCAGCAGCAGCAGCAGCAGCAGCAGCAGCAGCGGCAGCAGCAGCGGCGGCGGAGAAGAAUCCGCCAGGCCGCAGUGGCCCUCGGGGCUGGGGUGGUUUGCUGGUGGUUGGGCGGGCGGCAGCUCUCGGAGCAGCAGACACCGCGGCUGAACUCGCGACGCGGCGGCGGCGGCUGCUGCUGCUCCCGUAGCAGCAGCAGCAGCAGCAGCAGGGAGCAGCAGCAGCAGCAGCGGCUGCUGCUGCUGCCUCAAGAACGCCUGCCCUCUCCACGCGAGCAGCACGAGCAACAGCGGCAGAAGCAGCAACUGCAGCAGCUGACGCAGCAGCAGCAGCAGCAGCAGCAGCAGCACUCCUAA
Messenger RNA from Eimeria necatrix, 1365 nucleotides. RefSeq lists its product as hypothetical. The record is from RefSeq and is a predicted model, not a curated record. Gene Ontology annotation, cellular component: nucleus. Gene Ontology annotation, molecular function: transcription cis-regulatory region binding. The transcript is spliced from 7 exons. Gene Ontology annotation, biological process: regulation of transcription by RNA polymerase II. Bases 1 to 1365 code for a protein of 454 amino acids. Lineage: Eukaryota; Apicomplexa; Conoidasida; Eucoccidiorida; Eimeriidae.